AUGAUUUCCACUCAGGCGCAAGCAGCUGCUCGGGCUGCGUAUCGCCAACUAUUUCGUGCAGCCACAGCUACUUUCGCCGGCGAUGAGCCAGUUCUUCAAGCCUUUCGCACCAAGAUGAGGCAAGACGCCCUGGUUGCCAGUAGUGUUACAGACCCUGCGGCAUACGAGCAACAUAAUACCCUUGCCCGCGAAAUCUCCGUUAUUCUCAGGAAAAACAUUGUUCAGGCAUCGAGAACGCAACAGUCUGAUACCUGGACUUUGCGAAUAACCGAAGAUACUGAACUUGGCUCCAACGAUUCCGUCAAGAGUGCUGGUUCGCCGAACACUAAUCAACCAGAGUUUGCAUUUCCCUCAUUUCGCUUAGAAACUCCUGUGCCUGCUCUUGACAAGAAGCCUCGCAUGUUCUAUUCUGCAAUGAAAGUUGCUCAUAGAAAUCGCAUUCUGCCCGAGUUGAGAGAGGAGGAUCUCGAAGAAUCGUUUGUCCGAGGCAGGUUCUCUCAGUUGGUUAAAACACCAUUUUUCAUUCUUUCCGUGAUAGGCAGCGGUCCGGGUGGUCAAUCUGUGAACAAAACUCAAAACAACGUUCAGUUGCUGCAUCGACCAACUGGCAUUCGAGUGACGUGCCACGAGACGCGAUCCUUGGCCAUUAACCGCCGGAAAGCUCGCCAACUCCUUCUUGAAAAGGUUAGUGUGAUGAGAGAAACGCUGGGAAACGCUGACCUUUGGUCAUUGCAGUUGGAUCAACUUCAAAACCCGGGGUUGACGAAAGACGCGAUGGCUCAGGCAAAACAAAGGGAGCGAGAGCGAAGGCGGAAGAAGAAGCGAGUCAAACGAAUGAAGGAGGAUGUCCCCCCAAAGCAGAGCAACGAUCAAACCAAUACCCCCCCACCCCCGCCACCGCCCCCACCACCAGCACCGACUGCACCAGCAACCCCCCAAAGUGUUGUUGCAUUCGACGAACUAGUUAUAGACGGCAAACUCAAACCAUUCAUCGCACUGACGAAGCAACUGGACAGCGCACCUGUCACAGAAAUUGUCGGCAUGUUAGAGAAGCAACUGCAAGGCCUUCGUUCCUUUUUGUUGAUUAGCGGUUCUUGCCAACAACCAGAUGAAGAGGGAUUGAAGAAGUUACUCUCUCCAAUCCAAGCCAGCAUCGAAUCAAUCACUCGAUGCAAGGAUGGAAGAAAGGACAGGCAAUGGGAGCAGCAUAUCAUUAUCGUUGGUGAUGGAGGCCUGGCAGUUGGUUGGAUAGUCAACCCAAAACCCGGCCCAUAUAUUGGUGAAAUCAAAGAGAGUGUGCAGUACAACGGCAACAAGGUUAUCAAGGAGUUUAAAGAAAAAAAUCCAAAGCACGUUGAAUGGGUCAGGUCGUUCAUCGCAAUUCUAGAUGCCAUGCGCUCAAUGGUGUCAGCGUCGCCGAGUUUAGCUCGCAAAGUAGCACCGCGCCUCCUCCGCCCCCCCCCCCCUCCUCCUCCCGCCGCUACGCCCAGUGCUUCAGCAGGCGGAACGGCCGCUGUUUUCGCGCAAUUGAAUCGUGGUGAAGAAGUUACUAAAGGACUUCGAAAGGUCGAUAAGAGCGAAAUGACACACAAGAACCCCGAACUCCGAGCUAACAAUCCCAUCCCAAGCUCAGUAUCUGCCGCUGCUAAGAAACCACUUAAGCCCACGAAACCAUCCUCAUUGAGCACCAAGAAACCCGCCAAGUUCGCGCUGGAAGGCAAAAACUGGGCAAUCGAGCACCAAGAAAACCAAACAUUAACAGUCGAGGAUGGCCAGAUGAAUCAAGCCGUGAACCUUUUUGCCUGCAAGAACUCCACCGUACAAAUUAAGGGGAAGGUCAACGCUGUGACGCUUGGUAAACAUUCCCCUCCACUCCGUCAAGUUUACCAGCAUCUAACGGCGCCCAUAAUGAUAGUCGAUUGCGUCAAGACCUCCGUCCUUGUCGAGUCCGUCGUAGCCUCUGUGUCGAUUACCAACUCGCCCUCGUUCGCAGUUCAGAUUACUGGUUCAGCGCCAAUGGUGCAGGUUGACAAGACAGACUCAGGCCAAAUUUAUCUCUCGAAGGAUAGCCUCGGCGCUGAGAUUACUACUGCCAAGUGCAGUGCGAUCAACGUUAGUUUGCCUGUUGAAGGAGAGGAAAUUGGAGUAUUCCAGGAGCAUGCAGUCCCUGAGAUGUUGAAGACGGUGGUGAAGAAUGGGAAACUGACUACAAUGGUUGUUGAGCAUAUCGGUUAA
Messenger RNA from Mycena indigotica, 2235 nucleotides. Its product is annotated as C-CAP/cofactor C-like domain-containing protein. Gene Ontology annotation, cellular component: cytoplasm. Lineage: Eukaryota; Fungi; Basidiomycota; Agaricomycetes; Agaricales; Mycenaceae. Bases 1 to 2235 code for a protein of 744 amino acids. The record is from RefSeq and is a predicted model, not a curated record. Gene Ontology annotation, biological process: regulation of adenylate cyclase activity; mitochondrial respiratory chain complex III assembly; cytoskeleton organization. The transcript has 12 exons. Gene Ontology annotation, molecular function: adenylate cyclase binding; translation release factor activity; actin binding.